AUGAGCACAGAAACACCUUUCGAGUGGCUUCCAGAAUACGAUGCUGUCCUGGAACGAGUUGCUUCAACAGACGUGGUGGACACAGAGUGGUCAAGGUUGCGCGAAAUGCUCAAACACAAGAUUGGCAAGAACGUAGUCCUAUUUCUGUCACAGUCAAACGACGUGCUCCCUUCGCCCCCAGUCAUCACCUCACCACGACCUCUACCGUCCGGCGGAUUGAAGCUGCCCCCAUUCCCUCCGCGCCCGCGCAAUCCGCACAACCCAAACGAGGCUCCUAAGAGCAUUCUUUCUGAUAAUGAAGCGAACGAGUACAAGGAGAUUAUCCUCAAGCAACUAGACGAACUCGAAGGUACACCCUUCACGAUACAGCGCGUAUGCGAAUUAUGUCUGUAUCCCAGAAAGCACUACGGGAUAAUCGGCAAGUAUCUACGUGCAGUAGAGAAGACACUGCUGGUCACGUCAACAUGGGAUGCAUUCCCUGUGCCCACGGAAAGCGCGUCGCGAACCACGAACUCUAGAACUGGCUUCGACAGCGUGCUGCUUGCGUCCGCACCGCCAACGCCAAUGUUCUCGCCGAUUCCUUUCCUACAUGAUGAUGCGAGGCGCUCUAAGUCGCGCAGUCCCCCGCCGUCGCCCUUAACACUUCCGGCGUUGGCUACUGGAGGUACAAGUACAGCAUCACCUCAUACCGGUGCAGAGGGCGCAGAAACCCCUGCACUGGGUCUCGUCGACGAAUUGGAUGAUCCAAGCCCAGGACACUUGAGCGACCAUCCGCAGCCUCUGUCAGCGACAACGACCAUCGACCCAAAGCCGGUGGCAAGUCUUGCGGAACGUUUCAUUAAGUCGACGGAAGAGAAGCCAGAUGGAGACACAUCUACUGAAGUGGUAACUAUACCAAUGUCGGAGGAAAUGGUAGUGGAUGACCCGGAGAAGGAGAACAAGGCUAACUAG
Messenger RNA from Phanerochaete carnosa HHB-10118-sp, 951 nucleotides. RefSeq lists its product as uncharacterized. Gene Ontology annotation, cellular component: protein phosphatase 4 complex; nucleus; cytoplasm. The transcript is spliced from 5 exons. Gene Ontology annotation, molecular function: protein phosphatase regulator activity. Lineage: Eukaryota; Fungi; Basidiomycota; Agaricomycetes; Polyporales; Phanerochaetaceae. Gene Ontology annotation, biological process: protein dephosphorylation. The coding region runs from base 1 to 951 and encodes 316 amino acids. The record is from RefSeq and is a predicted model, not a curated record.